Nematolebias whitei (Rio pearlfish) is the source of this 906-nucleotide messenger RNA. Its product is annotated as adenosine receptor A2a-like. The record is from RefSeq and is a predicted model, not a curated record. Lineage: Eukaryota; Metazoa; Chordata; Actinopteri; Cyprinodontiformes; Rivulidae. Gene Ontology annotation, cellular component: membrane. Bases 22 to 906 code for a protein of 294 amino acids. Gene Ontology annotation, molecular function: G protein-coupled adenosine receptor activity. Gene Ontology annotation, biological process: vasodilation; G protein-coupled adenosine receptor signaling pathway; adenylate cyclase-activating G protein-coupled receptor signaling pathway. The transcript has a single exon.
AUAUCCCCCAACGUGCCGUACAUGGCGGCUGAGCUCGUCAUCGCCUUCUUAUCCACCGUGGGCAACGUGCUCGUCUGCGCCGCCGUGGGUCUCAACCGCAAGCUGCGCACCGUCACCAACUACUUCCUGGUGUCGCUGGCGGUCGCCGACAUCUGCGUCGGCGCCGUCGCCAUCCCCUGUGCCAUUUUGACGGACGCCGGCUUGCCGCGCCAGCACUUUCACCUGUGUCUGCUCACGCUGAGCGUCCUCAUCAUGUUCACGCAGAGCUCCAUCUUCAGCCUGCUGGCCGUGGCCGUGGAGCGCUACGUCGCCAUCUUCAUGCCGUUCCGCUACUGCGCCCUGAUGACGCCGCGCAACGCCGCGCUGGUCAUCCUCGCCACCUGGCUGCUGGCCUUCCUCAUCGGCCUCGUGCCUCUGAUGGGCUGGCACAAGACGCCGUCGGAUUCCGACGACUGCUUCUUCGUCCUGGUGGUGGACAUGACCUACAUGGUUUACUUCAACUUCUUCGCCUGCGUGCUCGCGCCGCUGCUCGUCAUGUUCCUCAUCUACGCCAGGAUCUUCGUCGCGGUGAAGCGGCAGCUGCGGCGCGUCGACGCCGAGCCGGGCGGACAGCGCCACAUGCGCAGAGAGACCAAGAUGGCCGCGUCCCUCUUCCUCGUCCUUUUCCUCUUCGCCGUCUGCUGGAUCCCGCUGCACCUCAUCAACUGCUUCCUGCUGCUCUGCCCGCGCUGCUCGGUGCCGCUGGAGCUGCUGCUCGCCGCCAUCAUCCUGUCGCACGCCAACUCCGCCGUCAACCCUUUCCUGUACGCGUACACCAUGACGGCUUUCAGGGACACGUUUAAGGCGAUCCUCUCGUGCGGCAGGUUUGCUCCGAACAGGAACAACGGCGACGAGACAAACCCUUGA